CUUUAUCAGCGGCUACGUUUAAGACGACUUAGCUUUUGAGCCAAAAGAAGUCGGCUGCAACACAGCUUGCAAAAUAUUACCGAUGGUUAGCUGCUGUCUAUUUGAGCCGUCUCGGCUUGUAUCUCUAAUGGCGAAUCAUCCGAUGAUCCCCAAACUUGUUUUCAUAUUUUGGAAAUUACCCCAAAAUCAGAAAUAGUAAAGUAUUCGAAAAUGUCAUUUGUAGAAACAACAAAUAACGCUUUGGCGGCAGAUAUGUUCAGUUGUAUGCUAGAGAAAUCGCGUUAUAAUGGCGGCGAAAAGAGUAACACCGAAAAGUCCUAUGACAUCUAUAAAAAAUGUAUAGAAUUUUCAAAGUUUACCAGCACACCAAUUGCUAUACAGCAAUUAAAUGAAUUAAUUCAAUUGGGUUUGCAACCAGUUUAUAUCAAUUAUCUACGUGAUGGAAUCAAAACAUAUGAAAUUAAACAUAUUAAGGAAAGUAUUAACUAUAUUGCAGAAAAAAUGGAGAUAAACAUUGAAAAAAGUUUGGAGUUUAAAAAUUAUAAAAAGUUAAUUUUAAAAAAACUUGAGGAAAAAGAGGAAAGUGUUAAAGUGAAGCAUGUUGGUUAUGUUCAAGGAAUGAGAGAUCAAGACGCCAAAGAAAUAAAUAAUGAUGAACAGAAUCUAUUUAAAGUUAUAGCAUUUAGUAAAAAUUCUGGCCAUAGUUUGAAAUUUUUAAGGAUUACCUAUAAUAUAUUCUUUAAAUAUUUAUGUUUAUUAUGUAUUUUUAAGUUUUUGUAAAAUUUUGAUUCUAAUAAAUAGUUUCGAAUAAUUAAUAAUUUUUAAUCGGUCGCUAUUAGGCAAACUGGCGAACGCGUCAUCAAUAUGUACUGGUACACGAUCAUCGGACGGGCC
This is a messenger RNA of Lucilia cuprina (Australian sheep blowfly), 894 nucleotides long. RefSeq lists its product as uncharacterized. The record is from RefSeq and is a predicted model, not a curated record. The transcript has 2 exons. NCBI's taxonomy places the organism in Eukaryota, Metazoa, Arthropoda, Insecta, Diptera, Calliphoridae. The coding region runs from base 211 to 780 and encodes 189 amino acids.